Messenger RNA from Dentiscutata heterogama, 565 nucleotides. The record is from the annotation of a GenBank genome assembly. Lineage: Eukaryota; Fungi; Glomeromycota; Glomeromycetes; Diversisporales; Gigasporaceae.
AUUCAAUGGAGCAUUCUUCACAUUCUUCGGUUGUUUCCUUUUUAUGCAUAUUGUUACGGGUGGCCAAUUCAGCAAAGAACGACUGAUGAAUUGUUUGCAAUUGCAUACCUGGCAAAAAAAUUUGGUGCGCCUGAGUUAACAAAAUUAACAGAUUGUUUGUUAAAAAUUCUUCCAAAAUCAUGGAAAUCUGGUGACAAUAUUUGGGAAGUUGGAUUGAUGGUUAGCAAAUGGUUAAAUUUGGUUCAAACUAGAUUAGCUAUUUUAAAAUUUUUGGUGAAUUGUUUGUCAAACGCUGAUAAUAGGACGAUAACGGAAAGAAUUAUAAUGAAAUUGGAAAAAGAUGAUUUAAAGGAAGUUGAGCGAUUAAUGAUGGAGGUUUAUGGAAAGUUGAAUGCAAAUACGAUAGAAAAAGAGGGCUGUGAUGAUAGUGAGGAUAGCACAGAAUCGGACUCUUCAGAGACAGAUGAAACAGAAAAAUUAGGAAAUAACACAUCCAAUAUUGCGCAUAAAAAGGAAACAACCCAAGAAGGUGAAGAAUCCUCCAGUGAAUCAAGCGAUGAAUCUA